Porites lobata is the source of this 15946-nucleotide messenger RNA. Lineage: Eukaryota; Metazoa; Cnidaria; Anthozoa; Scleractinia; Poritidae. The record is from the annotation of a GenBank genome assembly.
GGAAACGGUUGGUUCGAGCGUGUGGAACAUCGCGAAGGUCCGUGAAGACAUCGAGACAACUAUGGCCGCGCGUAAAAACAUUUGGGAUUUCAAUCUGGAGUCGAAACCUAAGCCAAAGAAGUACAACUUCGAACUCUGUCGCUUGAAUUCAAGUAAGGUCAAGUUUAAAAGCUGUGACAUUGGUCAGCACUUGAGUUUGUUUUCGCUGAAUUUAUGCUUAAUGCGAAUAUCUUUCACAGCAUGUCAAUUACGAGUUCGCCUUUAAAGAACUUAACUUUUAACUUAACUGAACUUUUUCUUUACAUCCUAUUCUGCCAUUAUUCGACAAUAAGUAAGUCAUUUAACUUCUUUAAUCUGCUUUGAUAUAAGAUGAUGCGAUGGUGAAUCAUCAGCGAUCAAGCUGCAUUCUGCUGCGAUGCAUGACAUUGCGCCCAACUAAUCAGUGACCUCAGUAUAGAAAUACAUCAUCAGGCUUCUAAAAAUGUAUAAGCUUACUCUAGAUUUACUUUAGAAUUCCCUAUAACCAAAGAAGAAGUUUGAGUAAGUCACAAGUCUUUCAGGGUAAACUGUUGAAUUCAGUCAACCUUUCCGUGCGCGUGUGUAUUGUAAGAAGUACAUGGGGGACACGAAAUGACAGCCAGUCAACUGUUAAAAAUUUUCUGUCUUUCCUCAGUGUCGCUGUUGCGUCUUCAAAAAUAAAAUCAAGACAGAUUUUGGUUGUGUGCUGUGAUUGUGGGCAGGAUGCAUGCGUAACAGAUGAUUCAGCAAUUUCCUGUGGUUUUUUAAUCCUUAUCAUAACUACGCUGAGGCUUGCUAGCUAAUGAAUUUGUUUUGUUUAAGCAAGUAUAUCAAUAGAUUUUAUUCCGAUAUUUACUAACCGCAGUAAUCAUGAAUCAGUUGUCAACGAAAAAGCUGGAUUCGUAAUGUGUUUUUGUCAUUGUUAAUAACUUGUUUGAUUUUCAACCAGGAAAAAAUAUAAAAAGAAAGCCAAUAUUCAUAAGAUCAGCCAACAAAGAAACAAUGAAUGAGAUUUAUUCAGUUUUGUCUGUGCACUUUUCUAUCGAUUUCUCUUGAGAAAUCUCUUCCAUUUGUAGCUGUAGGUAGCUUUCACUGGGAAAGACAGGAAAAUGCACGUGGUAGAUUUUUAUAGAACGCGUGAGCGAAAUCUUGAGGAAAGCGAUCGCGAUUCCAGCGAAUUGUAAAUUUCCCGGGGCCAUAACAAACAUCACGUGACUUUGUAGCACUUUUGCGCAUGUUUCGAAAGCGUCUUAUUUUUGCAGACACUUAAGCUGAUCUGGUUAAUAUUGUACUUAGAUAUCAAGGAGAACAAGAAAUCUAAUUUUGUAUGCCCUCUUUAAUUAUUUUUUUCCAGUUGGAGAACAGAGUUCGGAAGGGAUGCCACAGAACGCAGACGAACAAAAUUUGCUUGUUGUUUUCGGCGCCUCUGUAAGUAACAACUUUGACAGUAUCUCACGCGAUUUACUAGUGAUGAUUAGUACUUUUACUGACUUUUGAAAUCUUGUGAAGUAUUUCGCUAAACUGUUAUGACAACAUCGAGACACAAAUUCAGUGUCUUGCUCUCCCCUUAGCUACUUAUUACCUGCUUUUAUGAAGCUCUGUUCAGCCGAGCAAACAUUGUUUGCACGGAAGAACUGUUCACGUUCAUGAACAAGUUAGCAGACAGAAGGAUUGUUAAGUUUUCAGUUUCCAUUUAUUCUGAAGAACAUUAACAUCACUCGUAUAUCUCUUAAAGGUUUCAAUAUGAAAUAAAUUUCCCUUUUGCGUUUUCAUUAUUUUGUAUUUGCUUACAAUAAUAUUUGCUGAAAUUGUUUGACUUGUACAAUAUUUGCGUGCAACUGUAGUUACCUGCAGUAGCUGCAAUCCUUUAUUAAGUACUUGUCCACUAACUUUUUAACUUUGGUUUUGCAGGGAGAUCUUGCAAAGAAAAAGAUUUAUCCAACUUUAUGGUAUGUUAAGUUAUGCAUUAAUUAAGUUGUUGCAAAAUUGUUGCAAGAAAGUCAAUUUAUGAAGAAAAGAACUUGUUUGAAGUACAAGGCUUUGUGUUGUAACACAACGCUUGUGCAUAACAGCUGAAAAUGCCUACUAUACUAAGGAUAGUAUGACUAAAUUGUAAUUUGGUGUACCUAAAAAAAUUUUUUGUUGAUAAUCUGAUUUUAAUUCUUAAAUGAAAAUAAUUUUCAUAUAUAUAUCAAUAUUGGUAAAUAAAUUCUUAAAAAAAGUGGGAAGAGGAGUUUGUAUAAACAUGCAAAAGUGGAUGGCAGUCUAAGUUUCUUCACAAUAAAUUGACUUAUGUUCAAAUGGCAGUGAAUUGUAGUGCAUGAUAAAAUAUUAGUCACAUUUAAGGUUUCUGAUCUGUUGGGUGUUAAAGAGUUUUGGUUUCAUUAAGAGCCAUCCUGACUUUGGUCAUCUAAUGUACAUAUAUUAACCCUUUAAACCCUAUGAUCAAAAUCUGAAUUCUCAUUUGUUGCCCCCUUUCAUUUCCUACAGAAGUAGUGGGGAGAAGUUGAUAGAAUAUCAAGCAAAUUUGUCUUGUGUGUUCAUGCCCCUAAUUCUCAUGACCACUCUGUUUAACAAAGCAAUUGAUAUUACAAGGAGAAAUUUGAUGCUGAUCUCUCUCAGGGCUUAAACGGUUGAUAAUGUUUAAAGCAUCUGCAUGCGCAUCUCAGGCCCGGUUCAGACGCCGCUCCACUCAUGUGCCGAACCUUACUGAGUUUGGUUCGACUUUGGAGCGACAUUGGCGCAACAUCUGAUUCAGACGGCGCACCGUGUGUCGAACCUAAUCUUUAUUUCAUGUAGGGAGAAAGAAGGGACUUAUGGGAAGAUUUAUAAAUUAUCAUAAUGUAUGCAUUCGAUUCGGCACAUGAGAAAAACGCCGUAUGAAUCACCUGCCGCCCCAAUGUCAAAUAAUGGGACAGACCCUGUCGAACUUAACGUUUUUGCCCACCAAAUUAAGACUGCCGUACCAAACUGAUUCAGACGCUGCUCUUUUGCCGUACUUAAUACUUCAGUUAGGUUGGGCACAUGAGUGGAGCGGUGUCUGAACCGGGCCUCAGUGACUUUUUAGUGCAAAAAGAUCUGAUGAGUCUGUCAUGCACAUAUUUCCUUUUUUUUGUUAUUUAUUUUCUUUCAUUCUUUCUUUCCUUUUUUAUUCACCUGCAGGUACUUGUACAAAGAUGACCUUAUACCUAAAGGCACCAAGUUUAUUGGAUAUGCCCGGUCAGAUUUGACAGUUGCAAAGCUAAGAGCUAAGACAGAGCCUUUUAUGAAGGUACACCAAUGAUGCUGAGUUUGAUGCCCUUAUAGAAGUUUUUAGUAUCUUGAAAAUAAUAGUGUGUUGAUAUUUUACGGGAAGCUUGAGGUGUUUUUGUUAAAAGUAAAAACAAUGUGUGAUAAGAUAAGUCCACUUAAGGGUAUAUAUAUUUCAGUCUUUUUGAAUCAUCUAGCAUAGCAGUACAGCCAUUUCUUCUCUCAGCAUGCAACGAAAAUAGUGUCCGAUAGCCCACGCCUAUUCAAUUUUGCUAUCGGGCUAGUGAAUUCUGUUUUUAACUUCCCUGACAAGCAAGUGAUGGUUUUUGAGGAAUUCGAAUAACAGAAGAACUGUGAAAUCAGUUCUGCUGGACAAAAAGUCAAAAAGGUUUUGGGGUUAGUUGAAACAAUGUCUUGGCUAGUAAAUGCUAGCUUCAGCUUACCCGAAUGGCAAGCUGUAAAAAUGAUUUUCUUUGUACCGUGUCUCUCCCCCCCUCCCACUCCCCACCCCCCUUCACUUACUACAGGACAUUUGCAAGAGACACAUGUCUGCAUUUUGGCUCCCCCAAAAUUCCUUGCAUGCUGAUCUUGUAAAUCCAUCCAGAAACUGGCCAGGAUCUCUGAUUGAUUGAUGUUGUAAUAAUAUGCUGACAGACUCUCUCCUCAGUAGAGGCCUGUUUGUGGUGUAGGGAGGUUGGAGAGAGAAAAUGCCAACAUGUAGCAGCACCACGAAACACUUAUUUCCUAGCUAAGGAUAUUAUAAUUAUAUAUCUACUGUACAAGAGAUUUCAGUUUUGCUGCUGUGAAAUUCGCAUCAGAACUCAAAAUACAUACCACAACUGUAAUUAAGAAAAAUAGAAACCCUUACAAAUUUAUAUGAUCUAGAACAUCAUGACUACUGUAAUAAAUACUAAUCAAUAAUUUUAAUUAUUGAUAAUGAUUAAUAAAAUAAGUAAUUUUUAAUGGCAUCUCAUUCAGUAUGGAAUCUUUGAGACCAGGAUGUAGAUGUCUGUCUCCAAAAACAACCCCUUUCAAUGAGGUGACUCUAUCUACAAGCCAUGGCUGUUUUAAAUUUAAUCAUUAACAACAAGUUGAACCAUUUUAUUUUGCAGCUGAAGGAUGAUCAGAAGGCCAAGGUAGAUGAGUUCUUCAAGAAUUGCUAUUACGUGAAAGGUCCUUACGAUGAAGAAUCAGGUUAUAAGAAACUGAAUGCAGAGCUUGAAAAGCUUGGUGAAGGGAAGACUGUUGUUAACAGACUGUUCUACCUUGCUCUUCCUCCAUCUGUAUUCAUAGAUGCAUCAGAGAAUAUCAAAAACAAUUGCAUGGGGACAAAGUACGUAACCUGAUAGCAAACACAAAAGAUUGAAAUCAGAAAAGAAUGAAAACUUUUUGGAGAACUUGUAGUGGUAUUAUUAUUUUUUUUUUGCAGAGGGGGGCGCGGGGGAAGGAAUUGGAGGCAUAUUCAAGGAAAUAUGCCAAAAGUUCCUGGGUUAUCCUGGUUGGUUAUACAACUGGUCUCUCCCCUACAAGUCACCAAACGUUUCUAGUAAAAUUGACUCUGGCAGGGUAGACCUGCAAGCUAUUCUAAAAUCCUGGCAGAUGGUUGUUGACAUUAAUUUAUGCCAGGAGUUUUUGCCAGUAUUUUUUCUGUAUCUUUCACCAGUUACAGCAAGUGUUUAAUUAGAUGAUAUACAGUGUAGUCAGCCACAUUUGAACUCCACAACAAAAAUAGUCUGUUUAAUGCUUUAAGAAAUCAAGACAAUUAAAAAGAAAAGUUACCACGAAAUAUAAAAAUCGAUCUGCUGUUGUGUUUAUAAUCUUCAUUUUCUAGUUUUCCUAUAACUUUUUAAAAUUUAAAUAUACAAUGGCUAAUUCUGUAUAAUAACCCACCUUGAAUAGGCCUAAUUUGUAGGUUUUGUAUUGUAUAUAUUUUUUUAAUUAAGAUCUGGGAAUUGAUAAAGACAAGUCUGGCAUCUCUGUUUAAAUACAUAGCUUUGAGCACCACUGAUAUUUUUAUUUGGAUCCUUACUUUUCAGGGGGUGGAACAGAGUGGUCAUAGAGAAGCCAUUUGGCAAAGACUCGGACAGCUCUGCAGAAUUGUCCAAUCAUCUGGCAUCACUGUUUCCCGAAAACUCAAUGUACCGUAUUGAUCACUACCUAGGCAAGGAAAUGGUGCAAAAUCUGAUGGUGUUACGGUGAGACUUAUGUUUUGGCUCAACGCUGGCUUUUUAAUUUAUUUGCAGAAAACAUUAUUAAGGUUAUUAUUAUUUAUUGAUAUAAACCUAAGGAAUUUUGAUCAAAAGAAUCCAGCUUUACAAAGUUAAGCUUGGGUUCAGGCAAUAAUUUAUUAACUUUUGAUUUUUGAUUCCAGGCCCCGGUUGUUCAAACGUUGGAUAGCGCUAUCCAUCGAAUAAAUCACUAUCCAGCGAAUAAGUAUUGGGGAGACUAAUUGCACUAUCCACUGGAUAGAGAUUUAUCCACCGGAUAGCGCUAUCCACCUUUUGAACAACUGGGGCCAGGACAUUACACAUCACACCCGCUUAUAAGUAGCAUGCAUGGUAAAAAGAUUUGAAAUUUAGCCCAAGAAAUUUGUUGGGAUUGAAUUGAGUUUUGUUUGGUGGCUAACUGGUUAACACAAAACUUAGUUCUGUCUGUCCAGGGACAACCCUGACAUGGUGUUUUUUCUUCAGACAAGACAGUUUGCUCCACUACACUGCACCAGUACAGGUGUGUUUGUCUCUCCUAUGGGUACAGUCAACUCUGUUUAUAGCGGACACUGUAGGGCCGCGAGUUAGAGUCCUCAUUAGCAAGAGUCUGUAAUAGCGGGAGUUUAUUUCAGUCAAACGCCUGUAAUUAAUUUUAUUCUUGCCUGGGACUUAGCUGCUGUCCAUAUUAUCAGGGUGUCUGCAGAGUUGACUGUACCAGCAACUUACUGCUGGGUGUAGCUAAACUCCCUUCCACCCCUGAGGGUUCUGUCCCAUAUAAACAUGAUGGAGACGCUUGCUGGAAAAUUAGAAUUAAACCCCUAGAGAAAACCAAUCUGGGCAUGGUACAGGUUUUAAAGGAGACCCAUCUCAACCCACAGCACUUUUUUUAUAGAGAUAUUUUAUUACUCACAACCCAAAGCGAUACGUUUUUAAUAUUGGCUUUCUGUCCUUCCUUGAGUGUAAAACCCUAAGUGGAGACCAAAAUUUGCAAAUUCUACGCCUAAGUGAGACAAGGAGCAUCCCCAUCAAUUUUAUAUGGGAAUCUCCCUCGGGGGUAGUCCCAUCCAGUGGGGGGUGGGGUGGAAGUAGCAGUACUUCUAUAGUACUUCAUGCUUCAGAAACUGGUGAAGCUCGGGAAGAAGUCUUUUGUGUGUGUUUGUGUAUCCACCUACCAUGAGAAAAUUUACAGUUUGAAAUGAAAAUCCAUGAAAAUCCUGUGAAUAUAUUCAUGGUAUUUUUUUAAUACGUAAACAUAUUGUUCAGUAACUGUUCAGUAUUUUCAUAAAGUAUUGUUUUGGUCUCAACAGGUUUGGGAACCGUAUCUUUGGUCCAGUGUGGUGUAGAGAAAGCAUCAAAAGUGUUAUAAUAACCUUUAAAGAACCAAUAGGUACUUAUGGAAGGGGUGGCUACUUUGAUGAGUAUGGAAUUAUCAGGUAUGGUAUCUAGCCUUACUGAUCCAGACAUUAACCUUCUAUGGAGCUCUGAGAAAAGGAAAAUUAUUACAAUGAUUGUAUGCUGAUGAAAAAAAAAUUAAAUCAUGAUUAUUUUCAGAAAGCCUGUGACUAAAAUUCCCAAACGAAUAUUCAGAGACUUCAACAGAAUUGACUUCUUUGGUCUCACUCUCCAGUUGAGGAACAGACCCACUUUUUUAAAUUUUUUUUUUUUUUUUUGGAGCAGCACCAUGAGUGCAUAAGUGUACUGUCUUUUUAAAUGUGAAAUCUUGUUUGAUUUGCCCUUAUUUAAUUAUCAUUAUCAUUAUUAUUAUUAUUACUUUUUUUUGUCAUGGAGGGGAGGCAGAGAUAAGAUUCUUAGGGCACUUUCCAGGCUGCAAAGAAAAUCAUUCUUUUACAGCUUGCCAUUCGGGCAUGCUGAAGCUAGCAUUUACUAGCCCAGACAUCAUUUCAACUAGCGCCGAAAACUUUUUGACUAGCAGAAUUGAUUCCACAGUUCUUCUGUUAUUCGAGUUCCUCAAAAAACAUCACUUGCCCGUCGGGGAAGUUAAAAACAGAAUUCACUAGCCUGAUAGCAAAAUCCACUAGCCCCAGACUAUCAGACACUUCUUUCUUUACACGGUGCUUUCCAUUUGUCAGAACUGACCGGCCAGACCAUUCCCUUAGUAAUGAGAAUUUCACUUUUGAUCAAAACUAUCCAACCAGAUCAUUCAAAUCCUAAAUACUAUGCACAAAGGAGAUGGUUUUUCAGCAAAAUUUCUUGGGAAAAGCCUACUUCAUUGUCAAAAUGACUGCUCCAGUCAUGGUCCGGCCGGCCGGUUUUGACCUAUUAAUUUUGUAAAGCGCCCUUAGUUUCCUUUCCUAUUGUUACCAUCUCUCUUGCCUUUCCUAAUCCUUUUCUCCUACCCCACCCAGGUUUCCAACAACUCCUCUCACUCCAUGCUGUCUUCAAGUCUUGUUUUCCUAUUUCACUGUAUUGUAUGGAUGUAUCUGUAAGCUGUAGUUAAUUUUUUAUCCCUCAUAAUGUUUGUUUUUCUUUUGUUCUUGGGUAUGGUAAUGUAUGCUUAUGAAGUUGAAACAAAUGAAAAACAAAAAUUACCUGGGAUAAAAAAUUAACUACUGACAACAUAUCAUAAAUUAAUACAGAGAAACCUUCCCUACUCCCCUAUGAUCUGUUAUACUCACACCUCUUUAUUAAUAUAAUUAUUAGUAUAAUGUAGGCCCUAGUUAGGAAACCAAUCCUCAUACAUCCCUAACUCUUUGGUACAUACACCUCUUUAAUGCAGGAAAUCAGGUUUGCCCUGUAAAUAAUUAUAAUUAUAAUAAUCUCUAUUACAGACAGUGAUGCAGGUCCUAAGAAUACAAAACUUCACACGUUCCCUACCUCGGAGAUCAUUGUUUCUGGGGGACUGCCCACCUACCCCUCCCCUAAGCCAACAUUAACACUUACUUCUCACUCUAUAGUUCCAAAUGUUGGCUAAGGGGAGGGGUAGGUGGGCAGAACUGUACAAUGAUCAUCUACUUCCAUAGUACAGACACCUUAAAUUUUGUAAUGUGGACAACUGGGUCUGUCCCUUCCGUGUCCGCAUUAAUAAUUAUUGUAAGGGGGUUUGACUGUUCUACUCUCUCCCAAACUCUUAUUUUCCACAGUGUGUUUAAUUUGGUUUAUGUUGUUUUAGGGAUGUGAUGCAGAAUCAUCUCCUUCAGGUUCUUUGUCUGGUUGCCAUGGAGAAACCUGCCAGCAAAGGAGCAGAAGAUCUCCGUAAUGAAAAGGUACAGCACUGUCACAUUGCCACUGAUAACAAUUUUAAAAAAAUUGUGUCAGUUAAUAAAAAUGCCUAAGAAUAGCUUAAAAUUUCUGCCUGGCAUGAGAAAUUGGUCUGAAAGCGUGAGCUGGGGCCAGAGCAAAGUUGUGGAUCUACAGACAUGAGACUGCUACAUGUACAUGUAGCUCAUUCUCAGGCUCUUUUCCUACACAUCCAGAGGACCCUGGGAAGGAGAUAAAUAAAUUAAAGGCUGUAGACCAAAGAAAGAUCAAGAGUUAACAGUCCACUGUUAAAAUUGAUCAUUAUCAUUAUAUUAAUUUCAGGUGAAAGUCCUUAAAAGUAUUGCACCAAUUGAAUUAAAAACUACAGUCCUUGGACAGUAUGUUGGGAACCCUGAAGCAAAAGAUGAAGGAAAGUAUGGUUACCUUGACGAUCCAAGUGUACCUAAAGGUUCUAUCACGCCAACGUUUGCCACCUCUGUGUUUUACAUACGCAAUGAAAGAUGGGACGGUAAGUAUUUGACCUACCAGGCACUCUUUCUUGUUCCUCAUAGCAGCAAUGUUGGUUGACUAAAACUAAUAAGCCUUUCCCUCUGGCAGGAACGUUUUUUCAUGCUAAACAUCCUGCAAAAAUAAUCAUCUUGUUCUGAUAAUAAUAACCAACAUGCAUGGCAGCUUGUCACAUGGUUAUGAUUAUUUAAAGCCUGCCUGAAAUAAUUAAACCCCCCAACUUGUACCAAGCAGAAUUUUGGGUUCCAGUUUGUUAUUGUGCAAGCAGAGUGUGGAAUCAUGGCACUUGUAUAACUACAUAUGAGGCACUGGAGAAGAACAAAUCGAUAUUUUUUAACGGGGAGGGGGUGGGGGUGCUUAUGGGUCAGGUCAGAGAAGUGCUUGUACAGUGUAAUGCUACUGUACAUUAAACCAUCUUUCAGAUCAGUCGGACUGUUAAUAAACCUCUUUGUCUUUACACAGGUGUGCCAUUCAUCCUCAAGUGUGGCAAAGGUAUUGUUUCUAUUGUAUUAAAAUAUUUUCCUUGACACUCAUCUUGAUUUACUGGUCUGCUUUUUAGCGUGUUGGUACAGGCAACUUCCUUUAUAGUCUUAGUGUCCUUGGUAGCAAGAGGACAUAUAAUAAUUAUAAUAAAUAAUAAAUAAACAGGGUUGUCAAAAGUAGCCAGCUACUGGCGAAAAUCGCCGCCUACUUGGUUAGUAUCAGCCAGCUACUCCGCUUAGCAUUUCUUUACGGGUGACGUUUUUGAAAUAAAAUAUCCCUGGACUGGCUGCUUACUUUGACAACUCAGCCGUCUACUUCAAAACUUUCUGACAACCCUGAAUAAUUAUAAUAAAACACAAAUUGCGGUAGCUUAGAGACAAUCUGGUAAAAAUAUGUAUAAGCAGCCACUUUUUAUUUCAAUAUUACUGUUUUCUGUAGCACUCAAUGAACGCAAGGUUGAGGUGCGCAUUCAAUUUACUGAUCCCCCUGGAGAUAUCUUUGAAGGAAGAUGCAAACGUAAUGAGUUGGUUGUCAGGCUUCAACCAAAUGAGGUAAGUUUUUUAAGUUUAUUGUUUUUAAAAGUGGCCACUCUUACCCUCAAAAAAUAUUUUCCUACCUCCCGGCUGGGCAUUUGGGUUGAUAUACUGUAAAGGCACUUCUCUGUGAUGCCAUGGUAAUGCAAAGAAAAAACAUAUUAUCACAUGAAACUUCUCAGGGGAAGAAUUCUAAGCGUUGUCAACUUUUUGUCUGUUAUUGUUUUUUUACUAUUUACAAUAAUUAUUUAUUUGAAACCUGUUUUAACUUUAAUAUUGAUGUCUUUUAUUUUAUUAACGCUCCACAAAUUUUGUCUGGCUCAAUUCUAAGUCCCAAGAAUGACCAAUGUCAAUUUUCUCCGAACAAUAUCAGUAUAUAAUGAAGGAAAAAGGUUAUGAGAAUUGAUAAAAUGAUCACCAAAAGGGAAAAGCUUUGAUCUUUCUGCACUUUCUCGCAACUAAUUCUUUAAAAAAUAUUCAGAUCAGUUUGGAGAAUUUGUAUGUGGAUAUUGGGGCUUAAAGGGUUAGAUGAGGGGUGAGCUGUACUCUUAGCCGGGGAGUUGGGAAGAAUCCAGCAGAGCUUCGAGACACCCACAGCUGCAGACCAAGUCUAAUGGUUCUACAUGUACAUAUAUGAUUGAUUUAAAUUGAAUAGCAAAGGCUGUGCUCUGGCAGCUCAUGUUAGUCCACAGCACCUUACCUUUACUUUGCUCUUGGACAGCAAGUUUUUGUCAUGAAAAUCAUACUGUAUGCUGGGAAUCCUUGGAUUUCCCAAGUUAUUAGCCCUGGUCACCCUUAUUUUUUUAGAGCCUGGACAAUAUUUUCAAAUGCGUAAUUUGUUACCCCUUUAAAAAUUUUUCAGGCUAUUUAUGUGAAGAUGAUGAUCAAGGAGGCAGGAAUGUCUUUUGAACCCCAUGAAUCAGAGCUGGACUUAACUUAUUCUGAAAGAUACAAGGUAGUGAAAACUCUGUUACACAGCUCUACAUAUAUACCUGCGAACCCCCAGAGACCAAAAAUUUGGAGACGUCUAGAAAUCUUUUGCAUUGUAAGAAUGUCAUUUUUGACAAUGUCUGAAUUAUACUCUCCGAAAAUCACCCGAAGAACAUCCAGAUGUUUCCGACAUUGAUAACAGCAUGAGAAAACUGCACCAGCUUUCUACCAUGUAUUGUUGUUCUUGUUAAGUUACCAGUAAAAUGUUUGUGCAUUUCUCUUUUUCCAACUUUUCAGUCUAAAAAUGUCCUGGGGAGGGAAUUAUGCCAGCUUUUGUGGAAUAAUGAGCACCUUAAUUCUAAAAUGGACAUCUAAGGAAGCAAAGGUGUUAUUAGACAUUGCGUGGUAUUUUAAAAACAAUUAUUUCACAAGUGCGUGUUGGAUAUGAGAUGAUACAUUAAGCCAACGAGGUGUGUAGCUCCAACAAACGCAAGUGAAAUAAUAAUGUUUUAUUAAAAACGCCCACAAAAUAUCAAGAAUUCUUCCCGACUUUAUUUGUAAAAACAACCAAUUUUCAGCUUGUUUUUAAUUUUGAGUGGACGCAUACAGUUAUCAUAUUUCGAGAGCAUGGUACAAUGGCUCAAAUAUCGUGAUAGCUAAGCCAAUUAACAGAGCUCUAGAAUUGCAUUAUCCAGUGAUUCAGUUUUAAUUUAUUUUAUUUUUUCUGGCUAUUUUGACAUUUUUUUUCUUUGACUACAGCAUGUGAAGAUGCCAGAUGCGUAUGAACGACUCAUUAUGGAUGUUAUUUCUGGAAACCAGAGUCAUUUCGUCAGAAGGUGAUUAUUCUUGUCAACUUAUUUUUUUUGCCCAGGGAUAUACCAGAGCUGUUUUUCAUGGAUAUGGGCUCACUGGGAAGCCAUAAUUUGGUAUUUUGGCAAGCAAAAUCUGCUUCCAGUCCCCUUCCUAUACCUGGGGUAGUUUAUUUUCCAGCCUAGACCUUGCUUUAUACCAAAUCAGCCAAAAUGCAAGGUUGUGACUUAACUGUAAACCGGGACAAAUCAGUGAUUUUCAACAUUAGGGUCGUUUAAACGAGAAAAAAUAAGACCAAUCUUACAAAGGAUGUGUCCUGAAUAAGACUCAAAUCCUGUAUAAACGGCACAUUUCAUUUGAAAUUUAGCAGCCCGUAACACCUGUCCUUCAAUAAGACGUGUCUUUCCUCAGUCGCAUCUUUACGUGCCAUUUAUAUGGGAUAGUUUGUGUCUUAUUUAGGAUGCAUCUAAUAAAAGACACGUCUUAUUUUUCGUCAGAUAAAUGGCCUUAUUGUCACCAGCUCAGCAUGUUGUUCAUUUUCUGGCUUUUGUGUCUCUCACAAAAAAAACAGUUCAUCGGAGCAAAAAUCACCAAUUAUAGUGUAUAAUUUGUAUUUUGUACACUACAUUAUAUUGCAUGUCUAGAGUAGAUAAAUUAUGUUGAAAUCUAAGUACUGUGUAUGUACACGACCUUAACACUUACAUUUUUGCUGUUUUCAUAGUGAUGAACUUGCUGAGGCUUGGAGGAUUUUUACUCCUCUUUUGCACAAGAUUGAAAGGGAAAAGAUCAAGCCAAUUCCUUAUAAAUUUGGAAGGUAGAGUUUCAUGUUUAUGUUCUUGACCUAAAUCUCCUUGCUUUACAUGUCUGUUCAUGUAACUCCCAUUUAUGCUGAUUGACAUCUGAUGGUCUGAGUUAAAUGGACCAAUAGUGUGCGCAGUGACAAACGAGGUACCUGUAAUGUGUGAACACACUGAUUUGUGCCUGUACCCUGCUACAAGAGCUUGGAUAUCUCAUGUGAACUUAGCAUCCUAAGUUAUCAAACAGAUAAUUUUUCCAUCACAUACCUCUCGUAAUGCUGUGAAAGGUUUGAACCCGGGAGUCAUUUUAUGAGCAGGUUGAGUAUGAUCAUGCAGGUGACCGUCGUCCUGAAUAGGACUGUUGUUGUUGACAGUGACUGACAUUUUGAACAACCUGUGCGUUAGUCAUCUUCAGAGUCAAAGUAAAUUGUAUCAUGUCGGUUGAUGGUAUUAAACCUGGUUAUUGGUCUGAUUGGUCAACUACGUUGCGAUGUUAUUGUUUUUCUUUCUUUCCUUUCAGUCGAGGUCCUGCUGAGUCAGAUACCCUGAUCAAGGAUAGUGGGUUUCUUUACAGUGAUACUUACAAAUGGGAGAAGAAACCAACAAAAUAGAUAUGAUCCUCUUGGACUGUAGGUAAGUACACUUAAAAUCAACAGUUAUUGAUAAUAACAGGGCUUUCAAAACAAGCCGGCAACUGGUGGAGUUCCACCGGCUACUUGAUUGUGUGUUGCUGGCUACUCUGGUCAUUUAUAACAAUCAGCUCAUGACAAACAAUCUUGAUGCCACAGCCACCUACUUUUCCACAGUUGGCCACCUACUUCAAAACAUUUUGAAACCCCUGUUUAAUAAUGAUUUAAUUAACAGACAUCCUUCCAGCAGUACCAUUAUGGUGCUGCUUCAAACAAUUAACUCGUACAUGCCAACUCUCCUGGAUUAUCCAGGAGUCUUCCGGAUACAGCACCGACCUCCUGCUCCCCCGUACGGGUCACCAAAUCUCCCAGAUAAAAAUCAAUCGUCUUUUGAGAUUUUCUGUGCUUUAGUUUGAGAUUUAGGCCAUUUUAUUUCUCAAAAUUUGAAUUUUUCUUAUUCGUAGUACAGUUAAACGCUUCUGGGGCAUUUUUACCCAUAUUUAGUCACUGACAAUGAUUAUUUCGGCAUUAAAACGAUGGUCGCAAAGUUUGAUAGUAUUUACCUCAUGUAAGACUUCAUUAUAAUGUCUUGAGCCAUUCCCAUUGGGGCUGGGCCAAUUUGUCCUUGUGGGGGGGUGGGGGGGCCUCCGUUGAAAUCCGGGAGGUGGGGUAGUGAAAAAAAGAUAGUCUCCAGAUUUUAGGUCUCCAGAGGUUGGCAUCUCUGUUAACUCUCUCAUUUCUUUGCUGGCUUUCAUACCAUUAGGGACUGAGUUUGAGUAUACAUGCAUUGUGUUAUGGAAUUUAGUUGCACAAGACUUUCCUAGUCUAAAACCGGAACAAAAAAAAACUUCACAAAAGCCCCAGGUUUGGUGUUUACAAAGGCUAUUACUGCAAAAAAAUGAAUACAGCCAUUCAAGUGUCAAGCAGUCCAUACCAUUUUCUGAAUCAUAAUCUAGAGGUAUCAUUCCAUUUUCACUUGACAUUUCUACUACUAAAAAUAAUAGUAUGAUUAAAAAGUUUACUCUACAGUAAAAAUCUUUUCUUCCUUAUUUCUGGUUAGUUGCUCCAAACUCUUGAUAACUCGAAACUUGAACUUUUUGUGAUUUCCCUUGAAGGCUGGAGUUAUCGGGAGUUGACUGUACCAACUCACACCCAAUCCCCCACAAUUUGAAAGCCAGCAAUGGACGCCAUUCUGUUGUACCUUGUAACCUUCCUUCCCGUGGAUUAAUAAUUACUCGAUUAAUUUUGGUCAUCAAUGUAAAAACCUAACUAAAGGCUUUUCGGCACCUGUAUUAGGCAUAAUAAUAGUUAUUAUUAUACAUUGUAUGCAUUAUCUGUCUUCUCAUUGGCUAAGAGGGUACAGAUAAUUUUGGAAAUCAGCGCAACCUACAGAUUAGUUAGUUACAUGUGUCUGCUAUGAAAUAAGUGACUAAUCUGUAGGUUGUGUGCACAAUGCAUGAUUUCCGAUUUUUCUUCAAUUAACAAUGUAUAUUUGUCUCAGUACAUGUUAUCAGCCCCAGCCUUCAGCCUGACUGAUAACGCUUACCUUGUUUUUGAUUAUUCCAGAUAUAACAAAAACUUAAUCCAAUGAUAAUGUUUAUUAUUUCAUGCUCUGGUUUAUAGUUACCUUUUUAACGGAAAGUACAUUUCUUUUUUAACAGACUUGUGACUAAUAAUCUCCUCACUCUGUACCUGUGUCAAUAACCUCUGGAUGAAUUUUUUCAAAACAAAGAAGUAUGUUUCUUCAACAAUCUGCCUCUUAGACGUUUUGCCUAGAUGAAUAUUUUCUUUGAAUUACACAUCAAGUGCAUGCACAUUUUUUAACAAGGUAGCUGCAGGAAUCUAGCAUUACUAACUUAUAUAAAUGCUUUUGUAGUUAUAAGUAGUAUGUUUUUUGUUGCAAAUCCAUGAACACUUGAAAUGUCAGGAAUGUUUUUCGUGGUAGAACCAAUCAGAGAAGCUAGUGUACACGGUUUACAGUGUUUGAUGUGAAACGUAAUCUUUAGGUGAUAGUUAUUUUUUUAUGUUUUAGUCUUGCAUGUUAAAAAUGAAAAUAGGAAAAUACUGAUAAGAAUUAAUAUUAUUAACAAAAUCAUUGUCAAUUGGACAGUUAUAAACAAUGUAGGGACCUUUUUGUUUAAAGUAUAAGGGGGUAGAAAUUAAAGGAGCUGUCACACAUUACGUAAUUUCCAAGUUCAAACCUGACAGGUUUUUUUUUAAGUUUAUCAAAAUGGUUUUAUGCGUUGUUCGUAAGUAUGAUACUUGUGAGAUGUUAACUCAUUAUUUUUAAUGAAGAUGUCACUUUGUCUGUUAAAAGGAAUUUUUUUAUUAUUGUUAAGUUUCAUGAUGAGAAACUGGCAGAAUGAGAAAAAUGGAUUACACUGCAGUGACAGUGCCUUGAAAUCCCAAAAUCUCAUGUAUUUUUAUUAAAAUCAGUGAGGCCUUAUUAGGAAUUAUUAUAAGUUAAAACUUAAAGACAGUCAAAAGCAAACGUAAUACCCACCUUCAGAACAUUUUUUUGGAGGAUGAUGUGUAAUAGUAUUAAAAGGUGUAGUAAGACUAUG